GGCCAGUCCACUUCGAGUCACGACCGACCUGGACUCAGUCCUGAGAGGCAGACUGAGUUGGCACUGCGUCGGAGAGGGAAGUGCCAGCAGAGUAGAGGGAAGCCACCCUUGCUAGAGGCCACACCGGUCUCGAGGGUCAGACGGGACUGACCGACGGCAGGUCCGGUCAGACGGUCAGACGGGACUGGCCGACGGCCAGUCAGACGGUGAGAUAGAACUGGCCGACGGCCGGUCAGACGGUCAGACGGUGCUGACCGACGGCCGGUCACCGAGGCUCACUCGCCCGCCGACAGUCGGCGCGGACACAACGCGACGACAGACUCUGACGGAACGGCCGCGGUGUUGUGAACAGGUGUGAAUUUGUGUGAUACGUUGUGAGUUGUUACAGGCGAUAGAAAAGGGAACAGCAUCAAAAUGGAUGCAAAGGAUGUGAAAAAUGUGCGAUUUUUCUCGUCGGUGCGUUUCGCCGUGUCGGUCACCCUGCAUCUGGCCAUGCUGAUCACGCUGAUGAUCCGCUUCAACGUCGGCACUGCCUUCCUCUGCAUGGUCAACGACGGAUCCAACACGACCAGCGCCGGCCAGAGCGGUGCCGAUGCCUCACCCAAUGCCACAGCGGUUCAUCAGGGCGAAUUCGAUUGGGACAAGGCUUACCAAGGAUGGAUUACGGCUACGUAUUUCUACGCAUUCGUAAUUUUUCUUGUGCCAGGCGGAUGGCUUGUCGACAGGUACGGCGCCCGUGCCAUGCUCCUGAGCGGCAUGUUUACUGCCGGCGUCACCUCCCUGGCCAUACCGGAGCUGACGCGACUUCACAGCGGUCUGCUCAUCAUGUGCCGCGCCAUCCUUGGAGCCACAAACUGCGUCAUCAUUCCGUCUAUGCCAGCCGUAUCACGCCGCUGGUCGCUGCCCGGAGAAUACACCACUGUGUUUGCCAUCGCCUGGUCCGGCUUCUACCUGGGUACUGCGCUCAACUUCCCGCUGGCUACUGCCCUCUGCCAGUCCAGCUGGGGGUGGCCGGGCGUGUUCUACGUGGCAGGCAUUAUAUCGAUGGCGUGGAUGGUGCUGGCGGUGGUGCUGGUGCGAAACGACCCCCUGGAGAGCGGCCUGGUGCGCGGGCUGGAGCGGGACAGCUUCCAGCACUGCCAGGCCAGCACGGGCACAGCGCGCAAGAGCAAGUCGGUGCCGCUGCUGAAGAUUUUCACCAAUUUCCAAGUGUGGAACGUGGCCAUAGCGUUCACCAUCGGCCUCUGGAACCUGUACUCGUCCACCAUCGCCAUGCCGCAGUUCAUGAAGACCUUCAUGGACUUUGACCUGUCGCAGAACGGAGCCAUCUCGGCGGCGCCGUACCUUCUUCUGACGGUCAUCUCCAUCCUCACCGGCCGGCUCUUCACCUACCUCAACACCGUCAGGGGCGUGUCCAAGACCACCCUGCGCAAGGGCUUCAACUUCUUCAGUAACUUUUUCCCGGCGUUCCUGCUGCUGGCUGCUGUCUUGCUGCCCAGGGAGCAGCGGGCAGCCGCUGUCACCUGUCUGGUCCUUAGUAUCGGCCUCACCGCCUGCGUCUUCACUGGAGGCCCGUACAGCGGUUCGUCGGACAUCGGCCCCCUGUACACGGCCACCAUCUUCUCCAUCGCCGCCUGCCUGGGUAACGUGCCCGGCUUCGUAAUCCCGCCCCUGCUGGCCGCCAUGACGCCCAACGACUCUCGAGACGAGUGGGUGCACUUUGUGUCCAUCUCCGUGGCUCUGCACCUGUUCAGCAGCUUCUAUCAGCUGUUCUUCUGGAGCUCCAAGGUGCAGCCCUUCUCCCGAGAGGAGCCACAAGAGCAGGAGGUCUCCGAGGCGCCGCCAGAGUACAGUCUUGUCGUCAAGGAUGGCCAGACCGCGGCGUGACGCAACAGACCCAGCUGAACGUGAUGACGUCAACAACUCCAACGGCCAUUGCAUUGAUGACGUAUUGAUUCACUCAGUCUCUGUUCGCUGUCUAUGUUUACCAAGUCCGUAGUGUCUGUAGACGGAGAAUGUAAGAAAGAGGGUGUUAAAAGCAACUCUCAUUCUGGGCUUUCUUGUCACGAGGAGAAUGGAUUAGUGCUUGUAAAAGCUAUUUUCAACUAACAUACAGGGUCCGGCAAAAGUUUUGUCCUCUACCAACACUUCUCGAUUCCUAAUCGUUUUUACCCCUAAGGGAUAACGGUUCUGGCCGCACCCCUGCAUUUCACGGUCCUUGGUUGCGGGACAUGCGGUCGGGAACGGACCUCGGAUCACGGAUCACCGAGCUACGGCCAGUUUCACAUAGAUUGUCCACCCAAACGGCCGCGUUGAAAGAUGGAGGUCCGAAAUUUCUACCUUGGGGAGCUGAACCAGACAGUCGGCAUGCUUUAGGCCGAAAUGACAUAGCAGCCAUUGCUGAUCAGUUGCGACAUCUGCCUGCACAGUUCGGCGUUGGUGGGACAAGCAUAUAGGUACGGCUACUGGCAGCGUUGCUGAUCGUUCCAGUUUGGGCGUUCGUCUACCGUUUCGACCGUGAAAGAAAUCGCGUUGAAAAAGACGGCAGGGGAGAGGGACCAGUUGGCGACAAAAUUGGCCAAGCGGCUUACGCGCAAGGGCUAUUCCAUCUUCAGGCAGGAUUGUGAGAAGCUAUAAGAAGAGCUCUCUGAGUCUCAUUACCAAUCAGAGCCUCCAGCGGCUCACUUCUAAUUCGACGCAUGGUUGAUGGAAGGUCGACAUGCAUUUUCAUUCAGGACGGUGCGCCGGCUCAUCGCUCUGCCAAGGCCCAGCGGUGGUGCGAAUCGAAUAUACCGGACUUCUGAAGGUCGGAGACGCUAGCCGGCUACCAUCCGGACAUAAUUCUGAUUGAGGAAUUUUGGGGCCAUCGUCCAGCAGGACCUGGACAAACAGAAGCCGGCGGCCAGCCUCGGCGCCUUGCCGUUGCAGCUCAAACAGGCAUGGUCGAAACUCAAGCUGUCUGUGCCGCACAAUCUAGCUGUCAGCAUGUCAAAUUGUGUUCGUGCGUAACUCCCUGUUCGUGGGGAACAUAGUGGACGCUAAAAGGAAUCGCUGCCUCUUAUUUAUAUAGCAGCUUGGAGAGCAUAUCUUUUGAGAGGACAAAACUUAUGCCGGGCCGGACUCUGGUGGUCUGAACUUCACAAUAAUUCAAGUUUUGCCGAAAUAUAGAAUUUAAAAUCAGCGGUUUUGGGCGUGGCCCAUCAUCAAGGAA
Molecule: messenger RNA, 3211 nt
Organism: Amphibalanus amphitrite
Lineage: Eukaryota; Metazoa; Arthropoda; Thecostraca; Balanomorpha; Balanidae
Product: vesicular glutamate transporter 2-like
Exons: 11
Coding region: 415-1887 (490 amino acids)
Biological process (GO): transmembrane transport; monoatomic anion transport
Molecular function (GO): transmembrane transporter activity
Source: RefSeq, a predicted model, not a curated record